UUUUCAUGUAUGUAAAAUAACAUUAACAGACAUUAAUUUUACAUUACUGUCCCUACUGUGUUGUCAAUUCGGCUCAGCAGAACCCCGUAUUUGAAUGUUAGGACAUACAAGGCAACAAAUUGACAGUGUGCUUCUUCUAGAAUGGGCUUCAGAACUUUAUACACUGCCAAAAUAGGAUACUAAAGGAAACUGCUUGAUAGAACUGGACCCUCCCCGUUGCCAAAUAAUUGCAGUGUCAGUGACAAUGCAUCUGAUCCGAACGGUUCAGAAAGCACGCUUGCCAUUCCCUCACUGAAGCUGGAACCUGGACGAAACAGCGCCCCGGCAGCACUGUGCAUUCGGAACCAAAGCAAACAGCACCGUUCCGUCAGGUAACAUUGGGACUUUACUGCGCGGCACUGUGCUGCAAACAGGAAUGAAUAAAAUACCGCUUGGUAAAGUCACAGAUCUGGUGACUGGUAUACCGUUUGCAGGCGACAGGUCAGAUCUGCUCUAACUGUACAUAUACAGUGGAGUGCCCCAGGUAGCAGUUGAAUCAUGGGAGGUGCUGCUGUGGAUGACUGCCCCACCGGAGUGAAGGCCCCGGAUGGGGGGUGGGGAUGGGCGGUCCUCUGCGGUUGCUUUGUCAUCACAGGAUUCUCAUACGCCUUCCCCAAGGCGGUCAGUGUGUUCUUCAAGGAGCUCAUUCAAGAGUUCGGAGUAGGAUACAGUGACACCGCAUGGAUAUCCUCCAUUCUGCUGGCCAUGCUGUACGGGACAGGCCCCCUGUGCAGUGUCCUGGUGAACCGUUUUGGAUGCCGUCCUGUUAUGAUGGUAGGGGGGCUUUUCGCCUCUUUGGGAAUGAUUUUGGCAUCCUUUGCCACCAGCAUGAUUCAGAUCUACCUCACCACUGGUGUCAUUACCGGUUUGGGGCUGGCCCUUAACUUCCAGCCCUCGCUAAUCAUGUUGAACAGGUACUUUGACCAGAAGAGACCCCUGGCUAAUGGGCUGUCAGCGGCAGGAAGCCCUGUGUUUCUGUGCUGCCUGUCUCCAUUGGGGCAUGUUCUCCAGCAUGAGUUUGGCUGGCGUGGGGGCUUCCUCAUCCUGGGGGGAAUGCUGCUCAAUUGUUGUGCUUGCGGGGCCCUCAUGAGGCCACUGGAGCCCCCCGAGAAGCCGGUAGACCAGGAGGAGCAAUCCAGCAAGGUGGUUGAGAAGAAGCCGAAGAGAAAGCUGCUUGACUUUAUGGUCUUCAAAGACCGGGGCUUUUUGAUUUACGCAAUAGCGGCCUGCAUCAUGGUCCUGGGUCUCUUCGUGCCGCCAGUAUUUGUGGUCAGCUACGCCGUACACUUGGGUUAUGAGGACAACAAUGCUGCGUUCCUGCUCAGCAUCUUGGGAUUUGUUGAUCUCUUUGCCCGGCCCAUAUGCGGGAUCAUUGCCGGGCUCAAGUGGAUACGCCCACGCUGCGUCUACCUCUUUGCCUUUGCCAUGGUCUUCAAUGGAGUGACGGACUUGGUCGGAUCGAUGUCUGUGGACUACACACACCUGGUGAUCUUCUGCGUCUUCUUUGGUAUGUCCUACGGCAUGGUGGGAGCACUGCAAUUUGAGGUCCUCAUGGCCAUCGUGGGCACAAAGAAAUUCCCCAGUGCCAUUGGCCUGGUUCUGCUUAUGGAGGCUAUGGCUGUCUUGGUUGGACCACCUUCUGCAGGGAAGUUACGGGAUGCUACACAUAACUACAUGUUUGUGUUCAUGCUGGCUGGAGGUCAGGUGAUGCUGUCUGCCCUGGUUUUGGGCUUUGGGAACUACUUCUGCAUCAAGAAGAAACCAGAGGAGCCCAUGAAGGAGGUGGAUGCGAGUUCAACGGAGAUCGAGUUGCUCAGGAAGCGAGUGGAGUCCAGCUUGAUGCCCUCCAGCGAGGUGGAGCAGUUCCUGAAGGAAGAUACUGAAAAGAACGGCGAGGUGAAGGUGAACCCGGAGACAUGCGUGUGAACACACUGAGAGAAGGAGCAAGCUUGGGGAGGGGAAAAGACUUCAAAUAUUUGUAGAUUUUUAGGGGCGCUAUAGUUUUACAUUAGGGCUGUGCUAUAUUAAAACAACAAACAUUUAAAUCUUAACGGAAGGUCAACUGAAAAUACACUGGAUUUGGACUGUUAAUGUUGUAAGAACAAAUAUUUAACUGUUGAUCAGAACUCAUGUCCAUCAGUCACACCAACUAUAGAGAAUUUAAAUUUUGUGAUCAGUAAAAUGCUCAAGCUACUUCUGAAUUUCCACUGCAGCACCAGUAGAACCAAAUCAUUGCCAUGCCAUGCCACGACAAAACCACAUGGGACAAAUCUUUUAUAGCUUCAUCGUACCACCAGAGCACUGCCUUGAGUACGGUCUUACUGCUGCUCAUUUUGGGAGCAGUGGCACACACAAGUGCAGAUUUUUGUCUGUCUGGCAUCUUGCCUCUCUAGAGCCGCUAUAGCCGUGUACCUUGUCACCUGCCUGGAGGCCCAUAUAAAUGUGAGUGUUAUGCAAAGGGUCACCAAGAAAAGAUGGAGAAAAAAAUGAGUGGAUUGAUUUUGUUUGAAUCUGCAUCAUCUUUAGCGAUGAGAUGCUUCAAACUAUUCGCCACUUGUUGUGAGAUUCUUUUCAUGGAAACUGGAUUUGGAUAGCUUGCACUUUCCCAGCCCUCCUUGUGCCAGUUCAUUACCCGUUUUGUCUAGAGACGAGUUUGCUUUUACCUAUCGUUUUUUCUUGUGUGUCUUUUGUAACUAGUGUUUGACAAAGUAUUUUGAAUCUUUCACCCUCUAUGCUUUUUGUUUUAAAUCAUUGGUCCAAUUUCAAAAAUGUGUCGUUUUCAUUUUUUUAUUUUUGAAUUUCUCUCCCUUGGCAGUUAUUUGAACAUGAUCUGCUGUAAAUUGUCACACGCAUAUUCAUUAACUUGUCUCUUGUGAGAGAUAUUUUGGUUGCACAGAAAAUACUAAGAGGUGAAUUGCAUUCAAGAAAUGUACGAUCGAAUUUAGUAUGGCAAGCCACUCCCAGUUUCUGUUUUAAUGUUUCAUGAUUUUAAAACCCUGUUUCACCAAGUGAAAGGUAGUGUUUUAACUUCCAGGCUCGGUCAAACAAUGACGGUAUUGUAUGUUUACCAAUCCAGUUUGUAUUGAUUUGUUUCUAUAUGCAGUAUUAGAAAUUUAAAACCUGAAAUGGGAAAUUUGGUUGUUAAGGCUUGACUGAUUCAGUUAUAGAAUUUCUAAAAAGAAUAUAUUUUCCUGUCUAAGAGCAGAGACUAGAUAUCCGUGGGACUUGGGAAGUAAUACAAGGACACAACGAGGGAUAAAAUGCAUUUUAUUUUGCGGCAAAGCAUGGUCUCAUUCUUAUUCCAUUUUGUUUCUGGAAUAUAGGAACUGGAUACCUAUUUUAACUGCUGUGUUCAUUUUCACUGCUUUCAAAGACAAAUGACAAGCAGCUAUUUCACUUCUGAUGGGGGGGGUGGGUGGUGGCAUGAUCUUUAGUAUGUUCAUCCCAUUUUAAAACCUUCUGCCCAAUGGUGACAUCUGCUCGAAGGAUCAGGGAUGGACAAGUAAUGGCCAAGAUCCUCUCUAGUUAAAAGUGGCAAGCUGGAAUCCUGAACAGUAUUCUCUAUCGCACAGUGACUGGUGUCGAUCAGCCCUCUCCAGUCCACGUCUGUCUGUUUUAAGCUCCUUGUGCUGAACAAUAUGUUUGAACAGUGUGCAUUCAUCAAACUCCCCCUUGGCUGUCAGAAGAAUACUGAAAUGAACACCGUGAUGUUUUAAAGCUUACUUUUUAAACUGAUUUUAUUUAGUGAACAGUUUACUAUUUCAAUUUUCCCCUUUCCUUUCCCCUUAGCCUUCGCCACAGUUUCCUGCAGUUGAAAUCAAAACGGAAAUGUAAUUGUAAAGGAUGCUUAGUAGAUAGAAGUAAAAUACUCUGUCUUGAAAUGCAGAGGGAGGUUAUAUGUUAAGGAUACUGCAAAGAUUACCAAAGAUGUGCCCGUGCCCCACAAUACUUUUCUAUGCUGCUUUGCAUAUAUUAUUUGAUUUUGGCUUUCAUCCAGCCUGCAAUAAGCUCUGUCUGAUUUUUGGGGUAAAGCCAACGAGUCAAAGUAUGGUUUGCUUCUUGCGUAAGAAGUUUUUUUUUUUUUUUUUUUUUAAACACACCCUUUCUGUUGACCCCACUAUGCGGAACUGUUUCUUUCAGAUUAAAAAAAAAAAAAAAAAAAAAUCCCAGUGACACUGCAGUUUGCUUUGGCUUCCUGCUUGGUUUCUUUGGAAAGGAUUGUUUUUAUGGGGACUGCUCUUUGAAAGAUUCUAGAUAGAACAGCAAACAACUGGAUCUGUCCUGAGGUCUGUUUACAUUUCUGCAGACUCCAAGGGAGGUAUCCUAACAUUUCUCCAGAUGUGUAUAUAAAUAACACACGUGUGUGUGACUCCUAUGGUCCUAUAUUACUUGUAUCCAUACAUUCUAUAGAAUAUAGUCUGUACAUUUUAAACUUUUGUUACCAUUAUGAAACCAGGUGGGUCCUAAAAUUAUUAACAAGUGUGGUAUGACUUUUGUUUGUGAGCAGACAUGUGUCUAAUGAUUCUUCAUGUGGGGUAAACCUUCUGGGAUCACUGCUACAAAAAGCAAUAAAUGCAAGCUCAAAUGCUAGCAAGUUUUUCAUGUUAGAAAAAACAAACUUUGUACAUGAACAAAAUACAUAUAUGUGGGGGUGUUUUUUAAUUUAGACACUCUGUUUUUACAAGCGCAUUAACCACCCUUUUGGCCAGUAAAGAGUUAAUCAUUUCUGGACCCCUUCCCUUUGUUUUGAAGGGAGGAAUACUGUUGUGUGUUGUCAGAUUUUAACUGGUGUGUUUUUUAUUUUUUUCUACACUGUUCUGUGGAUGCACUUUACCAUCACCCCUGUACAGAACUGUAUUUUUAAUACAUGCUUUUAUAGUGACCUGUUACAAGUGAAAUAAAUAUUUAUUCUGUU
This is a messenger RNA of Polyodon spathula (Mississippi paddlefish), 4954 nucleotides long. Its product is annotated as monocarboxylate transporter 4-like. NCBI's taxonomy places the organism in Eukaryota, Metazoa, Chordata, Actinopteri, Acipenseriformes, Polyodontidae. Gene Ontology annotation, cellular component: membrane. The record is from RefSeq and is a predicted model, not a curated record. The transcript has 6 exons. Gene Ontology annotation, biological process: monocarboxylic acid transport; transmembrane transport. The coding region runs from base 538 to 1965 and encodes 475 amino acids. Gene Ontology annotation, molecular function: monocarboxylic acid transmembrane transporter activity.